AUGGGAAGCAAGCCAUUCUCUACACUCUUUUUAGGUAACACUAAUUCCUUGUACAAGACAGAGAAUUAUCUGGAUAAUCCCAAUGCAUUUCACAGAUUAAUAGGGAAGCUCUUCUAUCUUACUAAUACUAGACCUUAUUUGUGUUUUACUGUCAAUCUUUUAAGUGAAUUUAUGAAGGAACCUACUAACUAUCAUUAUCAGGCUUUGCAGCAUGUCCUUAGAUAUGGUAAAUCUAGUCCCUCAGAAGGGCUCUUCUUUGCUGCCAAUUCUGACAUUCAAAUCAAGGGCUUCAGUGAUUCAGAUUGGGCCACAUGCCCUAACACAAGGAGAUCUACCAUUGGCUACUGCAUAUUUCUAGGUUCCUCCCUUGUGUAA
Molecule: messenger RNA, 375 nt
Organism: Vigna umbellata (rice bean)
Lineage: Eukaryota; Viridiplantae; Streptophyta; Magnoliopsida; Fabales; Fabaceae
Source: RefSeq, a predicted model, not a curated record